Molecule: messenger RNA, 1395 nt
Organism: Funneliformis mosseae
Lineage: Eukaryota; Fungi; Glomeromycota; Glomeromycetes; Glomerales; Glomeraceae
Source: the annotation of a GenBank genome assembly
AUGAGUUUCGCGAUUAAUUUUAUUAUUGAUCAUCCCGAGGAAAACAAAACGGAUACCUCUACUUCAAAUCUUACUAAUUAUCAUUGGGAUGAUUUUUUUGCUACAACAGCUAACGAAAGUUCAGAAGAAGAAACUAUUGAACAAGGUUUUCAAGAGCAAGGGCAACGACAACUUACUCCAAAAGAUCCGAUAGUUCAAGAACCCAUAAUAGAACAUUCACCAAUUCCUACCCUUCCAAUAAAUUUACCUUCUCCUUUACCAUUAUUAGAAGCAACCAAGCCACAGCCUCCAACCGUUUUAGCUUCAUCACCACCUCCACCACAUUUACCAUCAUCAAACAUUUUACCGCCCAUUAUUUUGCCCCCAUUAACCCCCUUUGCCGUUCAUAUUCCUCCCCCAAAGAAGAUAGAACUUCCAACCACUAACGUAACUCCUCCUUCGGAAAUAGUAACCCCCCCAACAAAGUCACAAUCACGUCAUUCCAAUUCAUCUCCUACGAACAAAUCAUCUACGCCGAAAAUGAAACCCAUAACUCCAAGAUUAAGACUUAAAAGAAAUUCUAAAAUUAGGCCAGGUGAACAAGAAUUGACGCGUUCAUCUCCUUCACCAAAAUCAUCUCCGAUUACGAAUGAUGACGAUUCCACUCCUAAAGAUCAGAUAUUACCGGAAUUUACUUUGGAACUUCCAGUAACCUUGGAUUCCCCCAAAGAAAAUCUGGAUAAAGAACCAUCGGAAUUACCGGCAAUUCACCUGACGGGUGUGACGGAUGAGAUGCAAGUAGAUUUGUUAGAAACUUCUGAUGAUUCACAGCAACAGGAAAUAGAAGAAAAUCCCGCUAUUGAGAAACUUAAAAUCAAACAAGCUUGGAUUAAAAGGAUGCGUCUAAAAUUUAGUGUAAGACCGGAAUUCGGGAUCACACAAAACAUUUUGCAUUUAGAUGGUUCUUUAAAUCAAGAUUAUUUUCGACCUCCAAAAGGAUCAAUACCUCAAAUACAACGAAAAUGGACAGACAAAGAACGCGUUCUGCUUAUUAAGGGCGUAGAAAAAUACGGUAUCGGACAUUACAAGGAAAUUUCCGAUGAACUUUUGCCGGAUUGGUCGGCGCAAGACCUUCGUGUAAAAACGAUGCGGUUAAUUGGAAGACAAAAUUUACAACUUUACAAAGAAUGGAAAGGAGAUGAAAAUGCGAUUAAAGUUGAAUAUGAAAAAAAUAAAAAUAUUGGAUUAAAAACGGGUAUGUGGAAAGCUGGAACUUUGGUUUAUGAUGAUAAUGGAGUUGUCUUGAAAAUGAUUCAGGAGUUGUCAGGUGAUAGCAAAAAGAGGAAAAGAAAUGGACAAGAUAUUUUAGAGGAAGAUGAUGAUACGGCAUAUGAUGAGGAAAUCGAAAUCGACUAA